AGUGAAGACAGUAGUCCAGAGAGGGAGGUGGAAGCUACAGGAAGCUAAAGCUGUGUGUAUUUGUGGAUCAGACAAGUGCAGCAAGUUAAUAUCAUUGGCUUCUGAAGGGGAGAGUGAGGUGAUGGCUGCGUUUAAGUUGGAUUUCCUUCCAGAAAUGAUGGUGGAUCAUUGCUCUUUGAAUUCCAGCCCCGUCUCAAAGAAAAUGAACGGCACCCUGGACCACCCAGACCAACCAGAUCUUGAUGCUAUCAAGAUGUUUGUGGGCCAGGUUCCAAGGACCUGGUCUGAGAAGGACUUGAGGGAACUGUUUGAACAGUAUGGUGCUGUCUAUGAAAUCAACGUCCUAAGGGAUAGGAGCCAAAACCCUCCUCAGAGCAAAGGGUGCUGUUUUGUUACAUUUUACACCCGAAAAGCUGCAUUAGAAGCUCAGAAUGCUCUUCACAACAUGAAGGUCCUCCCAGGGAUGCAUCAUCCUAUACAAAUGAAACCUGCCGACAGUGAGAAGAAUAAUGCAGUGGAAGACAGGAAGCUGUUUAUUGGUAUGAUUUCCAAGAAGUGCACUGAAAAUGACAUCCGAGUUAUGUUCUCUUCAUUUGGACAGAUUGAAGAAUGCCGGAUAUUGAGGGGACCUGAUGGCCUGAGCCGAGGUUGUGCGUUUGUGACUUUUACAACAAGAGCCAUGGCACAGACAGCUAUCAAGGCGAUGCACCAAGCACAGACCAUGGAGGGUUGCUCCUCCCCCAUGGUGGUAAAAUUUGCUGAUACACAGAAGGACAAAGAACAGAAGAGAAUGGCCCAGCAGCUUCAGCAGCAGAUGCAGCAAAUCAGCGCAGCAUCUGUGUGGGGAAACCUUGCUGGUCUCAAUACUCUUGGACCCCAGUAUUUAGCACUUUAUUUGCAGCUCCUUCAGCAGACUGCCUCCUCUGGGAACCUCAACACCCUGAGCAGCCUCCACCCAAUGGGAGGGUUAAAUGCAAUGCAGUUACAGAAUUUGGCUGCACUAGCUGCUGCAGCUAGUGCAGCUCAGAACACACCAAGUGGUACCAAUGCUCUCACUACAUCCAGCAGUCCCCUCAGCGUACUCACCAGUUCAGCAGGGUCCUCGCCGAGCUCCAGCAGCAGCAGCUCUGUCAAUCCCAUCGCCUCCCUUGGAGCCCUGCAGACAUUAGCUGGAGCAACAGCAGGCCUCAAUGUCAGCUCUUUGGCAGGGAUGGCUGCUUUAAAUGGUGGGCUGGGCAGCAGUGGCCUUUCCAACGGCACCGGGAGCACCAUGGAGGCCCUCACGCAGGCCUACUCGGGGAUCCAGCAGUAUGCUGCAGCGGCACUCCCCACUCUGUACAACCAGAACCUGUUGACACAGCAGAGUAUUGGUGCUGCUGGAAGCCAGAAGGAAGGUCCAGAAGGAGCCAAUCUGUUCAUCUACCACCUGCCCCAGGAGUUUGGAGACCAGGACCUGCUGCAGAUGUUUAUGCCCUUUGGGAAUGUCGUGUCUGCCAAGGUUUUUAUAGACAAGCAGACAAACCUGAGCAAGUGUUUCGGUUUCGUAAGUUACGACAAUCCCGUUUCGGCUCAGGCUGCCAUCCAGUCCAUGAAUGGCUUCCAGAUUGGCAUGAAGCGGCUUAAAGUGCAGCUCAAACGUUCGAAGAAUGACAGCAAGCCCUACUGAGCGUGCUCCCCUCUGAGACUGGAGUGAGAGGGUCUUCUGGUAAGUGGGGGAGGAGCACCCGUAAUGAUUCGAAGCCCUAAGGCUGUGUGUUGACAGCCCCGGACCCUGAUCCCUGCCACUCUCGCAGGCACAGCUUGCCCCGAAGACGCGGCUACUGCCUUCUGUGGGAAUUUCGCUUCGUACAGAGGACAAGUUUGUGCUUUGGUUUCCAGUGUUUUACUUUGGAGUUUAGGUGCCAUAUCCUGAGGUUUUUUUUGUUUUUUGUUUUUUUUUUCUUUAUUUAAAAGUUUGCUGUGUUUGUAACCAGUGUGUGUUGAGAAGGACCAACAUCAAACUGCCCUGGGGGAGGAGGGGGCAUAGAGAAACAUUAAAAAAGAUCAGAAUUUGUCGCAAACCACCCCAAGAGAGGACUGAGUAAAACAAAAAAUUGACCCCCAACAUCUUCCUGAGCGCGAGAGUGGGUGAAAUGAGAACUGACAUCCAAGAGCUUUUGGGGGGCGGAGGAGGUGGGGUUGACUUUGGAGAGUGAGAGUGACUUGACACCCAACAGCCCUGGGAGCUGGAGGCGAAAACUCCUUGAGAGCUGCCUUCUGUGGAAAUACUGAGUUCUUGCCACCUUUUUUUUUUAGAUUUUUGUCUGGGAUUUCCGCCCCUCUUUCUUAAGAAGGGGCUAACAAUUCUCUGGAAAUAAAGCACCUGAUACAUUAGCCUGACAUACGCAAAAAGCAGGGAUGCAUCACCCAUUACCAGCUUUCCCAACCAGCCAUUUGUGUUGGACUGGCCAUGCCUUCCUGGCUGGUGGCUGCUAAGAAGAAGCAGCGGGUCAGAGAGCUCUUUUUCAGUUUAUCUCAACACCAAACUAUGAGGCCGUGGCCCAUUUCUACCAGGUCCCUUUAAAGAAGGCCUGUAGGGAAGACACUGUCUGGUUUCCUUUUUUGUAGUUGACCACAGCAAGGAAUGUCACUUCCAUCCCAGCCACAGUUUUCUCAUGAGGGUCGAUCCAAGAAGGGCUUAUAGGAUCUGGCUGAAGGGAGCACCUCUCCUGAGCAGAGGGAUCAAAAGCCAUUGAGUGGGCGGAGGAGGAGCCUGCUUCUUGGUGUGCCUCCGUCGUAAGGUCCCUUUGAGCCCGUGCUGUGUUUGCCGUUGGCCAGCACUCCGUACUUAGGAGGAUUGAGAAAUCCACGUUUGCCUCCGUGGUUGAGAGGUCCCAGAUGUCGUGUCCACACGGAGGCAGGCCCCUCUUCUGACCACGCCAGCCCCAUUUUCUGCUCUUGGCGACAGAGGAGACAACAGGACGUUUACAGCCUCCACAUGGAUUUGGUGUUCUCGUACCUCAGUAUUACCGUGUUCAUGUUUGUCCACGCGCUUACCGUUAGCUCCCUGCUGUCUCCCGCAGGUCUCCCUCCAGCUCUUGCCUGUGACCCACACAGCCUGGGCUCUGCCUCUGCUCCAAGAAACGCUGUGGGGGCGGCGAGCCGCGAGGGCACGCUGUUGGGAAUGUGUACCUGGGCAGAAGUGGCCCUGUUAAGAUAUGCUCUUAGCCAAGGCCAGGGACCAAGUCCCUGGGAUCUUACACCUCACAGACGUCCGUCCUGACCCCUAGCAGCAGAGGUGAGAUUAAAGGGGUUGGUUUGCUGUGAAGUCAGCUGGGGGCUCUCCUGGUCCUGCUGUCCAUCUGGGCCACAGACAGGGAUGGACGGUCUUGCUGUUGCGCAGGUAGUUGGUGGUGUUGGAUUACCCCCCUGAAGCUGGGACGGCUGCUCCCUUCUCAUAGGGAUAACUUGGGUCUGUUGUCCUCCGAGAAACAUGAAACAUACGUCUUAAGCUGAACCACGUAAACUUGAAUUCCGCGCACUGGGAGACAUGUGUCCUGUGUUUCAAGGAUAAAACUGUUCCAAAGGCUUCCAGGGUCAUGAUGGGAUUUUUUAAAUAAAUGCAAAAAAUAAAAAUAAAAAAGAAAAAAGAAAACAAAAAAAAAAAAAAGAAAAAAAUGCUAGGUUGGGGAGGCGCUGUUCUGAAUCCCAACCGGCUGGAACCAAGAAUGUCGUUUCUAUUUUUAUAGAAGUUUUAUACAGCUCCGGGGUGGAGAAUAUUUAUUACCUAAAUUAUAUCUCUGGAAAAGGCCAGGAUUUUGUAGAAUCCAGAAUGUGAUUGUUGUACACGCAGGGUGCUGUGUAUGAUUGCGACUACUGACUUUCUGUGGCCGUCUGCAGCCCAGCUCCUCUGCCGGCGGGGAGGGGCUCAUGCUGUGACUGGGCGGAGGAGAGAGCUGUGCUCCGCAGGCCGCUGCCGGGGCUGUGACCCCAGCCUUCUGUUCUGUCUUCCUCCUGGGCCCUCGUGGGGUUUUCCGAAGCCCGGAACUCCACUCUCGUCCCACUUUCUCCCCUUUCUCUCCCUCCUCCCCCGUUUCACGAUUAUUUGUACACGUGUUUGUCCCGGGCUCUGGGACCUUAGGAAACCCCUUCCAUAUUGGCGUGAAAGGUGGAGGUAUAAUCAGCCCGCCUUUGGUACCUGGCCCUGAGGUCUCACGCCUGCGCGUGGGCUCUUGUUUCUGCCGGGAGCGUGCCCCUCCGCAGGGCCCUGAGCUGCCGCGGCGGCCCGCUGGUGAGCCCAGGCCCUGCGCUCUGCUCUCUUGCCCCUGCCCAGCGGUUCUCACGGCCGUGCUGCCCGUGAGCACAGUUCUCUCCCCAGGCCAAAGACGGCUUUGUGAAGAAGCUGCUCCCCGACAGGUCUCGCGGUGUGAGAGGGUUUAGCGCGGAGAGGGGAGAUGCGCAGUCAAGUCUUAAGCCACCCUUUUCUGUUGUGUGGGGGUUUCACGUACAUAAAUCAUAAAUGUGUCUUUUGCUGUCGUUUCGUUUCUUCCUUGGGUUUCAUCAUGACAUUGAUUUGCCGUGAAUGCAGCCAGACAUUGUCCCCUGGGUCCCACGAGAGUGGCCAGGGCCUGCAUGGAAGCUAAGAGCUUGGAUUUCUGGGAACAAAGGGCCGUCCCCAUAGGAGUGAGGCGAGGUCCUGGCCUAAUUCCCUAAAGAGUGCUCCCCACCCCAGCCAGCCGCUGCGACGUGCUCCCCGAGUCUCGACCAGGAGGGCGGGGGAGAGGCCGAGCCCCUGCGCCACCCGCGACGCGGUCGGGUUGGGCGGUCGGGCGCUUCUGGGGAAAUCCAAGCCUUAGGCUCCCUCUGUCUCUGGCAGUUGGAUGUUUCCUUGGUGUCCUCCAUGUCCUUUUUUUGACUUUUCCCUGUGUCCAUUGUUAGCAUGUGCGGAAGUUCCCUGUCCUUGCCCAGCCCUACCCCGCCCGCCUCCUCAUUUCGGGGCUGUGCACAGUGAGUGUUCCUGUUCUCUCGCUCUUUGUUUGGAUGUAUUGCUCUGUGUAACUCAGUGGGUCUCCCUCUUUCUGGUUUGUUUUUUUUUCUAGAUUCCUGCCGUUUGUUCAUCGUUGUGCCUAAAGCAUGUCGAUGUGGCGUCAAGUACAUCGUCCAAAUCCCUGUCUCUUCAGCUUCUCUGAUGCUUGAACUCUCACCUUUGACCUUGUGUUGACCUUUGAUGCUGAUGUGUAUUUUUAUUAUGUUUGUUUCUUUCUUUGUUUUUUCUUUUUUCUUUCCUUUUUUUUUUUCUUUGUGCUGCCAAAUUGGUUUUGCUAGAACGACUGCUGAAGGGGAAAUAUUUAAACGUGCAUUUGAAUAUAAAAAAAUCUAUUUUUCUAGAACUUCAUAAGAUAACCACUUGAUUUUGUGAUUCCAAUUCUUUGUAAUUGUCUUCAGAGCAGCCCUACUAGCACAUACCGCGUGGUGUUUGUAUUUCUGUGAACACACAGCCAGUCCGUUUCUAGGCUUUGUUUCUCUGUGUGCUUCGUUUUAAAGACAACUUUGAAGUAAACAAUGAAAUAAAAGAUGUCACUAAAA
Molecule: messenger RNA, 5565 nt
Organism: Hippopotamus amphibius kiboko
Lineage: Eukaryota; Metazoa; Chordata; Mammalia; Artiodactyla; Hippopotamidae
Gene: CELF1
Product: CUGBP Elav-like family member 1
Exons: 14
Coding region: 122-1666 (514 amino acids)
Biological process (GO): regulation of alternative mRNA splicing, via spliceosome; mRNA splice site recognition
Cellular component (GO): nucleus; cytoplasm; ribonucleoprotein complex
Molecular function (GO): mRNA 3'-UTR binding
Source: RefSeq, a predicted model, not a curated record